AACAUUUUACCACAUCACAGAGCACAAAUCAGAAACUUAAAAGAUGGUAUGAGCAUCGUUGGUUAUUGUUGUAAGUCAGACUUGGGCAAACAAGGCAACGUCAUAAAUUUGUUACAGCGCAUGGUCGACAAUCACUACCAGCGCUCGCUUGUUGAUAAGGUGUUUGUGUCCCCAUGUAGUAAUGCAAGUUCUCUUUUCUCUGAAAGGGACUUGUCAGAUCAGUAUGAAGUGUUUGAUCAGUUAAAAAGCGUUUAUGGUAGUACAAAGGACAUGCUGAACUAUAUUGCAAACAACGAUGAUAUCUGUAUUGUUUCUUUCGACUUUGCUGGACCCUCAACCAACGUUUCUGAUUUAAAGGAGUUUGUCAGGUAA
Gilbertella persicaria is the source of this 372-nucleotide messenger RNA. RefSeq lists its product as uncharacterized. NCBI's taxonomy places the organism in Eukaryota, Fungi, Mucoromycota, Mucoromycetes, Mucorales, Choanephoraceae. The annotation marks the transcript as partial. The transcript has 2 exons. The record is from RefSeq and is a predicted model, not a curated record.